Molecule: messenger RNA, 3333 nt
Organism: Pipistrellus kuhlii (Kuhl's pipistrelle)
Lineage: Eukaryota; Metazoa; Chordata; Mammalia; Chiroptera; Vespertilionidae
Gene: MTMR2
Product: myotubularin related protein 2
Exons: 17
Coding region: 469-2184 (571 amino acids)
Biological process (GO): dephosphorylation
Molecular function (GO): phosphatidylinositol-3,5-bisphosphate 3-phosphatase activity
Source: RefSeq, a predicted model, not a curated record
GCCCCCGCCCUCCGCCCGGCCGCCGCGGAGGCGCUCCGGCCGCCCCGCCCGCCCGCCGCCCGCCGCGCCAUGGAGAGGAGCUCGAGCUGCGAGAGCCUGGAGUCCCCGGCGGCGGCGGCGCGGCCGCCCAGCGCGGGCUCCCUGUCCAGAAAAUAGGUUGAUUUUGUUUCCUUUGCUUGAUGAUUACAAGGAUAGUCUCAUUGCCAUUCAAAAGAAGAGUUUUACAUUAACCAUCAGAAAAAUUGUGAAGCAAGUAAUAAGUUAAUGUGUUAAGAGCCAUUGACAUUUGAAGAUCAUCAGAAGUGAAGAUAAAACAUCUCAAAAAUUAUAAUUGCUUCCACUUCUCAUUCAGAGAAUUCAGUGCAUACAAAAUCUGCUUCUGUUGUGUCAUCGGAUUCCAUUUCAACUUCUGCAGACAACUUUUCUCCUGAUUUGAGGGUCCUGAGGGAGUCUAACAAAUUAGCAGAAAUGGAAGAGCCACCCUUGCUUCCAGGAGAAAAUAUUAAAGACAUGGCCAAAGAUGUAACUUAUAUAUGUCCAUUCACUGGUGCUGUACGAGGAACUCUGACUGUCACAAAUUACAGGUUAUAUUUCAAAAGCAUGGAACGGGACCCUCCAUUUGUUUUAGAUGCUUCUCUUGGUGUGAUAAGUAGAGUAGAAAAAAUUGGUGGUGCUUCCAGUCGAGGUGAAAAUUCUUAUGGAUUAGAAAUUGUGUGCAAGGAUAUUCGAAAUUUACGGUUUGCUCAUAAACCUGAAGGGCGGACUAGAAGAUCCAUAUUUGAGAAUCUAAUGAAAUAUGCAUUUCCUGUAUCUAAUAAUCUGCCUCUUUUUGCUUUUGAAUACAAAGAAGUAUUUUCUGAAAACGGGUGGAAACUAUAUGACCCUCUUUUAGAAUAUAGAAGGCAGGGAAUUCCAAAUGAAAGCUGGAGAAUAACAAAGAUAAAUGAACGAUAUGAACUUUGUGAUACAUAUCCUGCUCUCUUGGCUGUGCCAGCAAAUAUUCCUGAUGAAGAAUUAAAGAGAGUGGCAACCUUCAGAUCAAGGGGCCGAAUCCCAGUUUUAUCCUGGAUUCAUCCUGAAAGUCAGGCCACAAUCACUCGAUGCAGCCAGCCCAUGGUAGGAGUGAGUGGGAAGCGAAGUAAAGAAGAUGAGAAAUACCUUCAAGCCAUCAUGGACUCCAAUGCCCAGUCUCAUAAAAUCUUUAUAUUCGAUGCCCGGCCAAGUGUUAAUGCUGUUGCCAAUAAGGCCAAGGGUGGAGGUUAUGAAAGUGAAGAUGCCUAUCAGAAUGCAGAAUUAGUUUUUCUAGAUAUCCACAAUAUUCAUGUUAUGAGAGAAUCCUUACGAAAGCUCAAGGAGAUCGUGUACCCCAACAUCGAGGAGACCCACUGGCUGUCUAACUUGGAAUCUACUCAUUGGCUGGAGCAUAUUAAGCUCAUUCUUGCCGGCGCACUCCGCAUUGCUGACAGAGUGGAAUCAGGGAAGACGUCCGUGGUGGUGCACUGCAGCGAUGGCUGGGACCGCACCGCCCAGCUGACGUCGCUGGCCAUGCUCAUGCUGGACGGGCACUACCGGACCAUCCGCGGGUUCGAAGUCCUUGUGGAGAAAGAAUGGCUGAGCUUUGGACAUCGAUUUCAGCUUAGACUCGGGCAUGGAGAUAAGAAUCAUGCAGAUGCAGACAGAUCUCCUGUGUUUCUUCAGUUCAUUGACUGUGUCUGGCAAAUGACAAGACAGUUUCCCACAGCAUUUGAAUUCAAUGAAUACUUUCUCAUUACCAUUUUGGACCACCUGUAUAGCUGUUUAUUCGGAACAUUCCUUUGUAACAGUGAACAGCAGAGAGGAAAAGAGAACCUUCCUAAAAGGACGUUGUCACUGUGGUCCUACAUCAACAGCCAGCUGGAAGACUUCACUAAUCCUCUCUAUGGGAGCUACUCCAAUCACGUCCUUUAUCCAGUAGCUAGCAUGCGCCACCUAGAGCUCUGGGUGGGAUAUUACGUGAGGUGGAAUCCACGUAUGAAACCACAGGAGCCCAUUCACAAUAGAUACAAAGAACUUCUUGCUAAACGAGCAGAACUUCAGAAAAAAGUAGAGGAACUACAGAGAGAGAUCUCCAACCGAUCAACCUCAUCCUCAGAGAGAGCCAGUUCUCCUGCACAGUGUGUCACUCCUGUCCAGACCGUGGUGUGAAAGGACUGUUAGCUGGACCAUUACCACCACAAACUCCUCAUUACAAAUGGCAGCUCUGAGUAAAGUCUCCUGAAUUUAGAACCCAUCUGUGAGAGAAAGUCUGUCCUUUAUUUAUUUAAAUCUGAGUUUAGAACUGUAGCAGUGCAGGGGGCUUAAGUGAAAUGACCCCACAUAUAAUUACAUGAUCAUAACACUAAUCUUAUUAAAUUACCCAAAGAAUAUUAAAAUGCUUCAAUCCUCAAUCUGCAGUGGGAACAAGUUUCUGAUUUUAAAAGGAAAAUGUUCUUAGAAAUUUUGGUGUCUAGUAAAAUCAAAAUACAACCACUUCAAAAAUAUGAUGACUCUUGAUGAAAGAGAGCUCAUUGCACAGAGGAGGCGGAGCAUCACUUUCAAACCAACACUAAAGUUCCAUGGCAUUAUACACACUGUAAUCUCACAACGCCUUUUCCCAUCCUGGGUAUUCCUUUUUUUGUGGUAAGUGAUCUACUUUGAUCACCCACAUUUUUCAUAUAUGAUAAGGCAAAGUCUUAAGGAUAUUAUGGUAUAGUUGAAAAUUUUGUCAUUAUUUAUGUACUUAUUUAAGAUGCAUUACUAAAUAGCUAUCCAAAAUGAUGUCUUAAAGAGGUGCUUGUGAAUAGGAUGGAAAGGAGUAGCUGUCCAGGAUUUCAAAAAUUCCACAUCCUUCAGAUUAGUUUACACUUGACCAAAUUAUUAGAAGUAACAUUGAAAAGCUUACUAUCUACCCUACUUCAGAUUUUUUUUGGUAUAUCUGAGCACAUUAAAAUAUUGCCUCAAAAUUUAGCAAUUAAUUUAAGUUUACCAGGAUUCAUUUUUUUCUGAAAUCUACAAAUUGCUUAUAAGCAUUAUGCUCAAAUUUUACAUGAAAUAUUUUACUACUGUCCUUUGCAAAGCCUGUACUUCCACUGAAUGAUAGUCUACCAAAGAACUUGUUGCAUAUAAAAAUGUAUUACAACCUGAAAGCCAGAAAAGGAACUCCCGCUUCACUGUACACCUGCUGCAGCAGGAGUUCAGUGCUGGUAUAAACUGAACUCCUUGAUGCCUGUUACUCUACAGGAGCCAUAGGUUAUGUACUGUAACAAAGCAGCUUCUUGGCCCUUGGGUCUUUAAAUAAAAGGAAAUUUCGAGUGA